Molecule: messenger RNA, 951 nt
Organism: Gongylonema pulchrum
Lineage: Eukaryota; Metazoa; Nematoda; Chromadorea; Rhabditida; Gongylonematidae
Source: the annotation of a GenBank genome assembly
AUGAUUGAAGCAGCGCAGUAUCAUAUCACAACGGAAAGCGUCAUGCUGAGCAGGGAUGAAGAGCCAACUAUCUCUGGAAUGACUGGAAAGCAGUUCCAAAGGCGAUUGAUGAAUCUAUUAACAACGGAUCCGGCCGAAACAGGCGGCUUUCCAGAAGCUCCUUUAGCUUAUGAUGCUGUCUGGGCUGUUGCGCUAGCAUUUAACUGCACGCUUUCUAAGCUUCGAUCUGGAAGAAAACUUGAAGAUUUCACUUAUAAUAAUACUGCUAUUGCAAAAAAAUUAUUUACGUGCGUCAAAGAUACACAGUUCCGAGGAGUAUCGGGUCAGGUAAUGUUUAACGAUCUUGGUGACCGUAUUGCACGAACACAAAUCGAGCAGCUACAAGAUGGGAAAUAUCAAAUAUUGGGCUUUUAUGAUACAACAACUCUUCGGCUAGAUUGGUACGGCAAGGAGAAAUUUGCAACGGUAAAUGGUUUACCGCCCCCUGACUCGACCCUCAUUAUGGAGUCACUGCUUGCCGUUGAUUUAGAGGUGUAUUUAAACGAAUUAAGCCGAAUUGCAAUAGCCGCCUUUACUUCAUCAACACUGCCAGUUCGUGAAUGCUGUUUAGCUUCCGCAGAUGAAGAUUUAUUGGUGGUAACUAAUUCAACCACAGUAGCUUGUACCGGGCAAAAGUCAACAAGGUUCCCGCAGUUAUAUUAUGCAAUUGCGGUGCUGGCUGCAAUAGGAAUUUUUGUCGCUUGCACAAUAUUUAUAUUUAAUUUCAAAAAUUCUGAAAAAACGAUAAUAAUGCAGUCACAGCCCCAGUGCAAUAAUAUACUGUUAGUUGGAUGCAUCCUAUGUUCACUAAGCUUAUUGUUGCUUGGACUACCGGCACGAGGAAUCACCAUCCCGAAGCAUUCAUUCACACUGCUCUGUCAUGUUUGUCUUUUUUUUGCGAACCACUUUUAA